Molecule: messenger RNA, 2919 nt
Organism: Trypanosoma rangeli
Lineage: Eukaryota; Euglenozoa; Kinetoplastea; Trypanosomatida; Trypanosomatidae
Exons: 1
Coding region: 1-2919 (972 amino acids)
Source: RefSeq, a predicted model, not a curated record
AUGCUGAGGAAGCCUCUGGGGUCUGCAAAGAAGCGAUUUCUCAUGAGACGGUUUCGUCCAGCAGGUGACGUGUGUCGGAAUGCUUUGACGAACGACAUGGCGCUGGUUAUACGGGCUGACUGCGAGGACACUGUUCUUUCUCCUCUCGCACUCACCACGAGUGCGGAGUUAGUGCAGCGGUCACCGGAAGCUCUUCUUAAUAACGCCAAUCGUCCCCUACAUGUGAUUCUGCUGCUGCUGUUACACCGCCGUGGCGUGCUGGAUAAUAAACAUACGCGUCAAGAGAUUGCACGUUUUUUGGUCCCUUCUGUGCAUCUCGACUGGCUGCCAUGGCUGUGGGGCGAUGAUGGGGAGUCUGUAUCCUCAUCCUCGACAGGGGACAUUUCUGCUUUGCGGACCUUGCCUCCGGUUGCAUGGUGGGGGUUGAUUGAGCAGGAGAAACCAAGUGAUCCCAGUGAUCAGUUGCAUUACUGGCACCAGGUGUUCUUUGCGUUAUCCGCCAAUCCUGCCUUUACAGAAACUGUGACAUUUGAUAGUGCUCACCGAGAGCUGCUCACCAUGGUGCGUGAGUAUUACAUCGAUGUUACACGCGUGCAAAAACUCCUACCCCCAUUGAAGGAUGGUACAAUUUUGACUCGCAUGCCACCGGUGCUUCUGCGCAAGCUUCGAAAGUUGUAUGUGGAGCAGUAUCGUCUUGUGCAAUAUGCCGAACUCUUCCGUGCCGUAGUAGAUGGAGAGGAACUUGCUAUGCCAGAAGAUGGCACUGCUCUGUUGCAUGAUGCAGAGCUCUUUGAAUACUACCUAACUAUCCCUGGUCGUCGCGAAUCAGGGAUGGAACGUGAAAGGAGAUGGACGUGUACACUCGAGUAUGCUGUUUUUGCUUUUCAUAACUUGUUCCGUCAGCAGCGUUGGACUGGAGACACCGUCAACACGGCGUUGUCACGCCCCGUUACACUUCUUAUGAACAUUUGCGUCUUUUCAAAGAAUGACAAUGCGGAGGGUUAUCGCUACCGGGAGGCUAUUCUCAGUGUGAUGCAUUUGUUUCACACUUGGUGUAGGAAUGGCGGUGACGGGAAAGUUGAUUGCGAUGUCUCCUCUGACACUGCAUGGGAGUUGCUGCGACUUCUUCGUGACACAGGAGUAGAAAGCAUGUUGGCCAAAUGCAAACGACUACACUUUGGUCCAAUGCGCGGUCUUCUUGACGUUUGUACGGUGGCUGUUGUUACGGAGAUGCUUCUCUGUCUUGAGGCUGAUGCAGGGAGUGAAAAUGUUAAGCGAGCCUUUCGUCACGAGGAGCUGGAGAUUCUCCUUAGCCCACGCAAACUCAUAGGCAGUGAAAUGUAUGAUGCUAUGAAGAGCCAUGAUCAUUCAUGUUUUGCUGCACGGUAUGGUUUGUUAAACUUGGGCGCUCGUAUAAAUGCCGCACUUGAAGCGGUUGUAAAGUUACCUGAGUCAAUGCAGCGGUAUACAGCUGAACUGGAAAAGUGGGGGGCGUUCAUUGGUCGUCCGCUGCGUCUGAGCAUUCGUGAUAUUUCCUCGUCGCACUUGUUGGCAGCACCGUUGAUGUUGGAUCAUGUAGGCGGAAAGUCGGUUCCGUCCUGGCAAUGCGGGUGUCGAAAGGUGAACCCUGUUCAGGCAAUGAACGUCUCGUGCAUAGGAUGCGUGUCGCGAGAUUUGGUGGAACAUGAGUGGACUUGCCCGCAUUGUUCGUGGAUUUCGGCGUCCGGGGACUACAUGGAUACCUGCCUUGGUUGUCACCGUCCUCACCCAUGUCGCCAGAUUCUCGCAGACGGUGUUGAUGUCACUCCCGGCUCGAAGGAGCUGCCUGUGACGCCGUUUCUGUGGUACUGUGAGGGGUGUUUCGCCUACUCUCCACUGGCUGGUGGUGAUGCUGCUGCAGGAGGAGGAAGUUGUAGUGAUUGUGAUCUUGGAGGCAAAGGUUGGUCAACAAGUUUCUUUGAGUGGAGAUGUGGAUGCGGUGAGGUCAACAGCCCUCUUCGACGGUGGUGCUGGGCAUGCAGCGUGAAGCGUAACCACGCGGCCUGCUGCUGCGUCACGUGCGGAAAGGAGUGGAAAUUGCAGCCUCGUCAUCGACUGGCGACGUCGGCGGUAGGGGAUAUCUGCCCAUCGUGCAAUGGAAUCCACCCACGUGACGUCGCAGCACGGCAACGCCGACUGCUGCGCUGUCCGUUUUGUCACUGGCUGACUCGCAUCGAUGAUGAAAGGUGCCAGAAUUGUAAACAGUGCAUAGGAGUCCUUCGUCAGUUUCUUGCUGGUUUACCUGAUUGCCCCUGGUCGUGUCACGUGUGUGGGUGCCAGCAUCACCAUCGUGACACCGAGGGUGCCCUUUAUCCACCAUGGCGUGAAUCUAUUGAAGCGUGCGGGGGUUGUGACGCGCCGCGAGUGGAUCCAGUGCUGUUUGGGAUGCAUGAGACCUGGGUCUGCGAGAGUUGCAGGGGUCAAUUGGUGCGGGGAUUUAACUGCCCUCGUUGUCUUUCCCUGCACCCCGCCAUCGCAGGAGUGGAGGUUCAUGCAUGGCGUUGUGUUGUAUGCCUGUCAGUGAACAACAGCUGGGAUGCUCUUUGCCAGCGUCGCGGUUGCGGAACACGACGCUCGGCCGACUCCACCGCGCUGCCGUAUUCCCCAUGGCGUUGCUCUCGAUGCGGGGGGCACAGCCGAAGUGCACAGGUUCCUCAGUGUGAACACUGUGGCACUGUCCGGGUGGCGGCGUAUCCUGCGCCGGAGUCUACGGUGGAUGCAAAGCGAUUGGGGCGACUUGCUGAGGUGGAGGGGAUCCUGGCAAACGCGGCUGCUGCGAAUGACGCCAAGGUACCAGAAAUGAAUUUGGGGAGUCUCCCGACCGACGAUUGGUCACGAUGUCUCGCAGACAGCAUACGGCUUGCCGUACCACUGGGAUGA